Molecule: messenger RNA, 1209 nt
Organism: Colletotrichum higginsianum IMI 349063
Lineage: Eukaryota; Fungi; Ascomycota; Sordariomycetes; Glomerellales; Glomerellaceae
Product: Pectate lyase L
Exons: 3
Coding region: 1-1209 (402 amino acids)
Source: RefSeq, a predicted model, not a curated record
AUGUUGCUGCUCUCGGCACUCGUCUCUUGCCUACCCUUGGCCCUGGCGGCCGAGAUCUACGUCGCGCCUACGGGCAGCCCGACGCCGGACGGCACGCGAUCCAAGCCGUUCGGCGACAUCCAGGUGGCCGUCAACAUGUCCCGUCCCGGCGACGUGAUCCUCCUGCGCGGCGGGACGUACGACCUCCUGAAGAACAUCAACAUCACGGUCAACGGCACGGCGCAGGCGCCCAUCACCCUGCGCGCCGUCAAUGACGAGGAGGUCAUCAUCGACGGCGAGGGCCUCCCCGACACCCCGGCCCCGCUCGGCGCCUCGGUGACGAGUAGGAACCGCGGCGUGCUCCACGUCUCGCGGGCCCAGUACUGGAACUUUGCCCGGCUCACCUUCACCCACGGCGCGUACGGCGUCUACGUCCGGGACUCGAGCAACCUGCGCUUCAACCAGAUCGUCACGCGCGACAACUACGAGAGCGGCUUCCACAUGCAGGGCGAGCUCUCCAACAACGUCAUCUCGUACCUCGACUCGUACGGCAACCGCGACCCCAGGAACAACGGCGAGAACGCCGACGGUCUCGCCAUCAAGGAGGGCAAGGGCGAGGGCAACAUCGUCGUCGGCAGCCGGUUCUGGGACAACUCUGACGACGGUGUGGACUUUUGGGAGUUCCACUCCAAGCUGACCAUCAAGGACAGCAUUGCUUGGGGUAACGGCUUCAACCGCUGGGACAUCCCCGACUUCACGGGCAACGGCAACGGGUUCAAGCUCGGCGGCGGCAGCGCGGGCGACAUCCUCCCGGCGGCGCGCGACGUGAUCAACUGCAUCGCGUUCGGCAACAAGGCCAACGGGUUCACGGACAACUCGCAGACGGGGGCGUUCGCCAUCGAGGACAACACGUCGUGGAUGAACGGGCGCGUCGGGUUCCGCAGCGUCAACGCGACGGGCGUGCUCAAGCGCAACGUCGCCGCCGUCAACAACCCGGCGGCGCUGGCCAACGCCACCUUCGGCGGCCAGGUGACGCUGCGGGACGCGCAGACGUCGGUCGGCAACUCGUGGGACGUCGCCGGGGCCGCGCUGCUCACCAACGCCAGCUUCAAGAGCGUCGACAUCGGCCUCGUCACGGGGCCCCGCGGCAAGAACGGAAAGAUCACGCCCAGCGACUUUUUGGUUCUCGUCGACGGUGCCAAGCGGGGUGCGACCACGAACUGGAAGUGA